GCGUGACUAGCGUCAGACAGCUCCAGACACAGACAAUAUUUUGGAGCUGGUCUGGUGAAAGUUAUGAUCGCUCGCGGUCUGUUUUCAAGACUCCACCUUUCUGUGAAGCCAUCGAGCAUCACCCCGAGUUGCCGAACUUUUUUUCGGGUCGUCGAUCCGGGUCGAGUUGGUGCGGCGACUCGUCCGCUAAUUUCACCUCGUGCUUCGUUCCUCAAAACUUCAGCCGUGAGUUCUGCCGCCUCCCAGGCACCUUCUGCCUCCGGUUCGUCACCAGCUGCUUUCUCGACGAAAGCGAUGGACACCACCGACAGGGUAGAAGAUCCGAAAAAUGUCAGCGAGGAGGAAUGGCGACGUAAGCUGGACAAAACGACCUUCAAAGUGUGCCGACUCAAGGGCACGGAGCACCCCGGCUCUGGGAAGUACUUGCACCAUUCGGAGAAAGGUACCUACAUAUGUGUGUGCUGCCGAGCCAAUCUAUUCCGUUCCGAGGACAAAUUCAAUCACUGCGGAUGGCCGAGUUUCCGGCAGGCGAUGGACACCGCUAAAGACGGGAAAGAAGACGCGACAAAUGUCAAACGGGAAUAUGACAGCUCUCACGGAAUGGAACGCGUCGAGGUUCUUUGUAAAAAGUGCGAUAGUCAUCUUGGGCACGUUUUCACCGACGGUCCCGAACCCUUCGGGAGACGUUUCUGUAUAAACUCGGUCUCUCUGGAUUUCGUGAAGGAUUGAUUUUGAUAUUUUUGGUAGAAUUUCGGUCGGAACUCGAGGCAUGAGUAGUCAGUCGAGGAAUUCACGUGUUGGUAUUGUGUCCGUGAUGAAGACUUUAGCCUUACACAAAA
This is a messenger RNA of Galendromus occidentalis (western predatory mite), 839 nucleotides long. RefSeq names its product peptide methionine sulfoxide reductase MsrB. Bases 64 to 729 code for a protein of 221 amino acids. Gene Ontology annotation, biological process: protein repair; response to oxidative stress. Gene Ontology annotation, molecular function: peptide-methionine (R)-S-oxide reductase activity. Gene Ontology annotation, cellular component: cytoplasm. The record is from RefSeq and is a predicted model, not a curated record. Lineage: Eukaryota; Metazoa; Arthropoda; Arachnida; Mesostigmata; Phytoseiidae. The transcript has a single exon.